Messenger RNA from Drosophila montana, 1025 nucleotides. RefSeq names its product probable alpha-aspartyl dipeptidase. Gene Ontology annotation, molecular function: serine-type peptidase activity. The transcript has 3 exons. Lineage: Eukaryota; Metazoa; Arthropoda; Insecta; Diptera; Drosophilidae. Gene Ontology annotation, biological process: proteolysis. The record is from RefSeq and is a predicted model, not a curated record. Bases 197 to 922 code for a protein of 241 amino acids.
UGAGCUGGGAGUAUAUGAGCAGGGCAAUUGCAGAGAGUUUUAUUGUUUUGCUUUAUCGGCGGCCAUAAAUGUACUUGUGAAACCAAAGAUAAUCAGCUCAGUAACAGAGCAGAGUUGCAGCAGUUGGCAUUGGCACAACUUGAAAGCAAAAAGAAAAACACCUGGGCAACAAUUAAAGAAAAUUACAAAAAUAAAAAUGAAGAGCGGAACGCGUAAUUUGCUGUUGCUCUCAUCGUCGCGCCUGCAUGGACAUGGCUUUUUGGAGCAUGCACGCGCCCAGCUGGAAGAUCUGUUUCAGGCCAAGAACGUCAAAACGGUGCUGUUUGUGCCGUAUGCCCAACGGGAUCAUGACAAGUACACGGCAACGGUGCGCGAUGCACUGCAGCCCUGGGGCUAUGCUGUCGAGGGUCUGCACACGAAACCGGAUCUGGGGCGGGCGCUGCGCGAGGCACAGGCCAUAUUCGUGGGCGGCGGCAAUACGUUUGUGCUGCUGAAGCAGCUGUACGAUCUGCAGCUGGUGGAGCUGAUACGCGAACUGGUGCUGCAGCAGGGCCUCACCUAUGUGGGCAGCAGUGCCGGCACCAACGUGGCCACGCGCUCCAUACACACCACCAACGAUAUGCCCGUGCUGCAGCCGCCCAGCUUUGAGGCCCUGGCACUGGUGCCAUUCAACAUCAAUCCGCACUACCUGGAAACGGAGGCGAAUAGCCAGCACAAGGGCGAGACGCGCGACGAACGCAUCUCCGAGUUUGUCAGCUACCAUGAGCGGCCCGUGCUCGGGCUGCGCGAGGGCACCAGCGUGCGCGUCCAAGGCGAUCAGGCAACGCUCCUGGGCGAACGCAAUGCGAAGCUCUUCAAGCCAGAUGGCACGGCCGUCGAGUAUGCUCCUCAGUCUGAUCUUAGUUUCCUGCUGCAACCCUGAGACCGAUCUACAUAUACAAAAUACAUUUACUUCAAGGCAUACAAGCAUACGAUAUAUUGUACAACAAUUUAGCAUUGCUCUAUAAAACAACUAUAUAUAUAUA